Messenger RNA from Salarias fasciatus (jewelled blenny), 1522 nucleotides. It is a transcript of the gene c18h7orf25, whose product is annotated as chromosome 18 C7orf25 homolog. Bases 141 to 1436 code for a protein of 431 amino acids. NCBI's taxonomy places the organism in Eukaryota, Metazoa, Chordata, Actinopteri, Blenniiformes, Blenniidae. The transcript is spliced from 2 exons. The record is from RefSeq and is a predicted model, not a curated record.
CGUCACCUCCCGGAAGCGUUCCCCAGUUGCCAGCUGAGCGGAGAAACAGAAAAAUCUGUCAUUUAUCUUUAACUUCAGGUUCAGCUGCUACAGCGACACAACCAUCACCGCUGCCGUGAGUAAGGUGUGAUGCAGAAGACAUGUCCCUGCAGGUGAUGCUGCAGCAGAGGAUCAGCUCCGCCCAGGAGCUGCUGCAGCGGGCGGAGCAGCUGUGUCCAGGUGUGGAGGGUCACCAGAAGCUCUGUGGGAAGCUCCGUGCUGAGCUGCGCUUCCUCCAGCGGGUCAAGACCGGAGAGCUGCAGGUCAAAGAGUCGCACCUGCACAGCACCAACCUCACCCACCUGACCGCCAUCGUGGAGUCGGCGCAGAGUCUGGAAGACGUGGUGGCACUGCUGCGCGUCUUCACCUACCAGGACGCCGCCGGGCAGCGGCAGACGCUGGUGGUGGACGUGGUGGCUAACGGGGGCCACACCUGGGUGAAGGCGGUGGGCAGGAAGGCAGAGGCUCUGCAUAACAUCUGGCAGGGCCGCGGCCAGUACGGAGACAAGAGCAUCAUCAGUCAGGCGGAGGACUUCCUGCAGGCCAGCCGCCAGCAGCCCGUCCACUACCGACACCCCCACGUCGUCUUCGCCUUCUACAACGGCGUCUCCAGCCCCAUGGCGGACCGGCUCCGGGACAUGGGCGUCUCUGUUCGCGGAGACAUCGUGGCUGUCAAUGCUGUGGUAACGGAGGAUGAUGAUGAGGACGAUGAGGAGGAUGAGGAUGAGGAAGAACUGGGUGACGAUGACGAUGAAGAAGAGGAAGACGACGAGUCGGAGGUGGCGGAGGCCACCCGGGUGGAUCGCAGCACCGUUGUUGCCAGCUUGGCCUUCCCAGCGCAGGUGCAGGUGGAGGAGUGUCGGCGGGUCAACCUGGACAUCACCACGCUCAUCACGUACGUGUCGUCGCUGAGUCACGGCCGCUGCCACUUCACCUUCAGGGAGCACGUGCUGACCGAGCAGGCGGCUCAGGAGCGCCGCCAGCAGGUGCUGCCCGAGCUCGACGCCUUCAUGGCGGGGAAGGAGCUGUUCGCCUGCCGCGCCGCCGUCACCGACUUUCAGCUGAUCCUGGACACGCUGGGGGGGCCGGGCGAGAAGGAACGUGCCGAGAAGCUGCUGGCGCGUCUCCACCUGGUGGACGACCAGCCGUCGGAGCGCACGCUGCACCUCACGCACAGCGCCAAGAUCAACCGCCGCUCACUCAUGAUCUUCGGCACGGGAGACUCGCUCAGGGCCGUCACCAUGACGGCCAACAGCCGGUUCGUCAGGGCGGCGGCCAAUCAGGGUGUCCGGUACAGCGUAUUCAUACACCAGCCACGAGCACUGACGGAGGGUAAGGAGUGGAGGGCCACGCCCACCGGCACAGAGACUAAAUGUUUAGGGGCUGAUGGGAGCUGAAAGCUGCGUUGUAAAUGUUUGCUGAUCAGCUGCUCUUUUUGUUCGUGAUCUGGAAUGAAAGAUCAAUAAAGCAUUACAGGCACUUC